AUGACCUAUCCUAAACUAGCAGGAACCAAAAUGUCUCAGUUUAACAAGAAUAAAGAUGAAGAUCUUAACUCCGCAUCCUACACAAGAGCCGUGUUAUCCUGUGCACAACAAGCCCUAACAAAACCGCCGCAGACAUCAAGAAGACCAUUCAUUAGCAUGCAGGCUGAGUAUCUUGCUACGGAAGCUUUAACCCUUGGACGCAAAAAAUCAGCCGAGGCAGUUAAGGUUAAGAGGGCUUUGCAUAAUCAACUGCGGAAAGAUUAUGAAAAUGAAUGGGACAGAAGAGUCAAAGAGAUGGAAGAAGAGUGA
Molecule: messenger RNA, 309 nt
Organism: Anisakis simplex (herring worm)
Lineage: Eukaryota; Metazoa; Nematoda; Chromadorea; Rhabditida; Anisakidae
Source: the annotation of a GenBank genome assembly